AUGGGGCCUACCACUGAAAUGCACACUUUGCCAGUGUUUGAUGAAAAUGGAAUUCAAAUUGGAUUCCAACAAGUUAAUCGUCUCAUAUCUCAGACUCAACCCACCGGAAAUUUAGUGAAAUCCCAACCAAAUAUACAUCCCUCCCAGCCUGCUUCUGAUUCUCUCCACCCUAAUUCCAAAAAUUGGACUAGUAUUCCUUUGAUUGACCUUUCAAACCCUGCUGCACUUACAACCUUCAUUCCUCUCGAUCCCCAGCCACUCUCAGUUUGCGAACUUGAUCAAGGUGUUAUUGCAACCUUACUUGGUAAUCUACAAGGUGGUGAAUGGGAUCCUUGGCCGAAUGGUCGAUUUCGAUUGGAUCUUACUCACACUGAGUAUAUGGCUACUAAGCGGCUGGCAGUUCAAUGGGCUACUAAAAGUAACACUACUCGGAGCCGAAACUCCUCUGUUGGAUCUUCAACUAUUGCGGGUGGGAAGAUAUUGAACAAAAAAUGCCUUGGUGUUUUGAUAUGCACAGUUGAGGGUUGUCAAUUUAUUGGACGGCCUCAGGUUGAGUCUGCUGGACUCCAGAAACAGCUUUCAGCUAGGUGUUACUGUGGUGGUCAAUUGAAGCAUGACCACUGUUCUUCACGGUCGUACCUUAUCACCUGGGGUCAGCAGGAUGGUGACAUUUCGACAACACAGUACAGAUACAUCAAUGGUACUGCUCAUACCCAUAGCCGGCUUCCAGGUGUUGUGCGCACUACAGCAGCAGAGGAUCAGCGUUUCCGCACAGUAUACGAAAAUAGACCUAAUGCGACCUCCACUCAGCUUAUGGUUGGUGCCCCUGCUCCACAAGGCUUUGGACCUAGUGCUGCUGAUCUUGGGCAGAAGUUCUCACAAAGGGCAUACACUAGCUAUCGGCUGAAUCAAGAGAAGAAAAAGGAUGGAAAUGGCCCUACUAGUGCAUUUGGAAACCUGCAGAAUCUGCAGAAGUGGAAGGGCAAGCAUUCGACAGUUCCUUGCAAAGAUUAUGUCAGCUCCGAUAUAGUCUGUAUUUCUCUUCAAACUGAGUGGAUGCAGCAGCAGACCUUACCUGAUAUGUCUGAUGUUGGUGAUCCACUUCAUGGGUUGCUCUCUGAUGCUGCUCACAAGUAUUGGGAAGAUCCAAAUGGGCGCCUCAUCGUUACCUCCAUCUACUCCCCUCUCAUCGAAAAAUGGGUUCCCGUCCUCUUUACAUAUGCGAAUGGUGCAACAAUUGCUCAUUACGAGUAUCACUUCCUUAUUCUCAUUGAAGGCAUUGCUGCAACUGUCACGAAGCGGCAGAGGCGGUGUGACUAA
Molecule: messenger RNA, 1320 nt
Organism: Lentinula edodes (shiitake mushroom)
Lineage: Eukaryota; Fungi; Basidiomycota; Agaricomycetes; Agaricales; Omphalotaceae
Exons: 2
Coding region: 1-1320 (439 amino acids)
Biological process (GO): regulation of DNA-templated transcription
Molecular function (GO): DNA binding
Source: RefSeq, a predicted model, not a curated record